Messenger RNA from Rattus norvegicus (Norway rat), 10541 nucleotides. The record is from RefSeq and is a predicted model, not a curated record. NCBI's taxonomy places the organism in Eukaryota, Metazoa, Chordata, Mammalia, Rodentia, Muridae.
UUUAUUAUGUUUGUGUAUACUUGUGUAGUUUAUAUGCACCGUGUGUCAUGUGUGUCGUGUGUGUGUGUGUGUGUGUGUGUGUGUGUGUGUGUGUGUGUGUUUGUGCUUGCAUGAACAGUUCCACCAAAUCCAGAACUCACCAAUUUGGUUAGUCUAGCUAUUUAUCGUCCCCUUAUGGGUCCUGCCACUGCCUAGCAAGUACUUGCAUUGCAGGUGGACCCCGCACCAUCCUGCAUUCAUAUCAGAUCUGGGCAUUCAAAUCCCAGCCUCAGUCUAGUAAGCAUUUUGUCCACUGGGUUAUCUCCUCCAUCCAUCUAUUCUUUAGCAUACAGAAUUGACCUCAUUAAACUUCUGGAUAAACAUGCUUACAUCAUCAGUGCCCUUGAAGUAAAAUCCUUCCCUAUCUUAACGCCUCUUCUCUGUGUGUGCCCUGACAUUCCUCAGUAACCCCUUUCUCAACUUGAAUCUUAUAUCUUUCCCUUUCAGUUGUAUCUUAGGUUGGCUCCCUCAGAGGCAAACAGAUAAGGGUGGAUUGAGAGCAGUUCUUCAGAAGGUGAUCCCAAGAAAGCAGCUCUCAGUUUACAUUUUAGGCUGGGCUCCCUGGUAAGCAGAUAAGGAUUGCUGUGAACAGUUUCCCUGCAAGGUUAGUAGGGAGGGGACACAGGGAAAGGAAGGCACUACAGGGACAACAGGGUUCAUUUCAUUUCCAUUAAGGAACCAUGGGGAAAUCAUUGAAUAUCUCCAAGUCACGCAAUAGAGGAAUAAUAGGCUAGGCAUUUGUCCAUUGUUAGGAAGGAAAAUACUCUUAGGUUUAGUGGGUGUUUGUAUAUAUUGCCACCAAUGCAACAAUAGAAAAAAUGUCUAUUUAUAUGUAUAUGAGUACAUAAAAGAAAUAAUUCCAUAAAACAGACAUAAUACAGUAUAUGUCUUGAGAUUCUUUCUUUCUUUUUUUUUUAAGAUUUAUUUCAUGUAUGUGGUUACACUGUCGCUGUCUUCAGACACAGCAGAAGAGGGCAUCAGAUCCCAUUACAGAUCUUUGUGAGCCACCAUGUGUUUGCUGGGAAUUGAACUCAGGACCUCUAGAAGGACAGUCAGUGCUCUUAACCGCUGAGCCAUCUCUCCAGCCCCCUGCCUUGAGAUUCUUAAUCUUGAGAUGUACAAGAGAGAAACCAGUUCCAUGUUUUGAGCCAAAUUUGAAGCAAGCUUUACUUAAGUACUGACCAGGGUGGACUCUAGUCAAGACCACUCUAGAAUUCCCAGCAAGUGGCAAUGAGACAGGCAGUGUAGAGAUUUUUUUAAGGACAAAACCAUAUGGCUACCAUAUUUUCUUAUGCGGUUGUGUUGUUUUCCAAAAAACUACAACUCCCAGCAUUCCCACUUACCUGGUCCUUGGGCAGGUGGGACUUAGAGUUUAGCUUUAAGAGUAGUUUAACGGACAGAGAGGCUACAUGAGACAAAUAAAUAGGACAGAAGGAGUAAAAUAACUUUUGUAAGAACAAAUAAUAUUUAGGGAACGAUGAGAUAAAAAGCUUGUAAUGAUGCUUGUUUGUGCAGGUAGGAGGAUAUCAUCUCUUAUUUUCUCUCUUUUUAAAAAAAAUCAUUUGUAUUUCAUGUGUACGAGUGGUUUGCUGGCAUGUAGGUGUGGCACCACGUGCUGCGUACUGUCCUCAGAGGCCCAAAAAAGUUGUGAGCUGCCAAGUGGACCCUAGAAGUCAAACCAGGGUUCCCGUGUUCUUAGUUUGUUAAGCCAUCUUUCCAGCCUUUCCAUUAUUUUUUAAGACAAUCUCACACUAUAGCCAAGGAUAGCUUCCAACUAAGCAUUCCUCUUGCCUCAGCCUCCCAAGUGUAGGGAUUAUAAUUGUGAGAGGCCACUCCAGAGGUCUCCCCCCUUCUUCCUCCCCACAAAAAAAACCAGAAAGAGAGGUUCCUGCUGUCUCCCUUUCCCAUGCUUGUUUUUAGUGAGAUAACUGCAUCUGUUCAUUUUGCAAUCUUUACAAUAAUCCCUCUGAUGAAUUCUCUGGGUGAGAGCUUUUUGUUUUCUUUGUUGUUGUUGUUGUUUGUUUUUGUUUUUGUAGGCAUAAACUCCUUCACACACAGUAGUCAUAAAUAUUCAUACAUUUUAAAAAUAUUUUUAAAGAUUUAUUUAUUACAUAUGAAUACACUGUAGCUGUCUUCAGACACACCAGAAGAGGGCAUCAGAUCCCAUUACAGAUGGUUGUGAGCCACCAUGUGGUUGCUGGGAUUUGAACUCAGGACCUCUGGAACAGCAGUCAGUGCUCUUAACCGCUGAGCCAUCUCUCCAGCCCAUAUUCAUACACUUUAUUAUUUUAUAUGUAUGAGUAUUUUGCUUCUGCAUGUACCAUGUGUGUGCCUGGUACCUUUGGAGGUCAGAAGAGGGCAUUGGAUCUCCUAGAACUGGAGUUACAGAUAGUGUCUCAAUUAUCCAUUGGGUGGGGAUCAUCAAACCCCUGUCUUCCCUAAGAGUCACAUGUGCUCUUAAUUGCUGGGAUAACUCUCCAUCUCAACUUUUGAGUCAUACAAAAUUGAUUUUUUUUUUUUAAGUUAGGCUCUCAGAGGUUGGGGAUUUAGCUCAGUGGUAGAGCACUUGCCUAGCAAGCACAAGGCCUUGGGUUCGGUCCCCAGCUCCGAAAAAAAAAAAAAGUUAGGGUCUCAUGUAGAACAGGAUAUCCUUAAACUAGGUAUAUAGUGGAGGAUGGCCUUGAACUCCUGACCCAGCUUCAACCAACCCAGUGCUGGGAUCACAGGCAAGUCCACCAGGCCCAAUGUAUGUGCUGCUUGGGAAUGGAACCCAAGGCUUCAUUAAUGUUAAGCUAGCAGUCCACAGAGCUAUAUCCCCAGCUCCCAAGCUGAGUUGUGUUUUAUCUCCGUUCAGACGGAACACACUUCAAAAGUGAUGGCUAGUGGCUCCCUCUUCUGGGAGGUCCUCCGCUCAACCAGUCUCCUUAGCAACUUACCAGCGUUCAAAAAAAAAAUUUUUUUUUCCCAAUGUUAUCUAUUAUUAUGUGUGUGCUUAGUGUGCAUCAGCAUUCAUGUAUAAUGUGUAUUAGUGCAGAUCCGUGCACGUGGAGGUCAGAUACAAGUUUCCAGACCUGAUUCUCUCUGCCAUGGGCUCCAGAGACCUAACUCAUGUUGAGGUGUGCCAGCCCCCAGCAUAGCUGUAGCCAUUUUCUUCCAUGCCUGCCUGCUAUUUCAUAAUGUUUCUGUAACAUGCCUGCCACUCACUGACACAGGAAAAUACCUUGAUUCAGAGGAAGGGCAUGUUGAUCGUAUAUCCUGUUAUGUUCUUGCAUGUACUGCAUGAGGUUUGCUAAUCUUAAGAAAUCCUACAACGCUUUACAUAGGAGCCAUCAAAUUAAAGGUCAAUAUGAACUAUUACGUGUAAAAUGGCUUGAGUCAGCGUUGAUCACUGGCAGCACUUCCCCCAUUUGGGUAGGAGCUCACUAUGGUUUUUGUGUUUUUGUGGUUUUCCUUUAUAAGCUGACAGAGAAAAAUCAACAAUGUCAUGGCUCAAUCCCAUCUGAGUUACGGUUCUGAUUGAUCAGUAUUACGGUGUGUGUUCAAUAGGAUUUCAGUCCUAUCUGGACUGAAAUCGGUGUUUGUGUGGUUUGUAGGGGUUACUCAUGGACCCCAAUACUUAUGAAGGAGCUUAUACCCCCUGAGCUGGUUCCUUACUAGUUUUUUUGAGACACAGCGUCAUGUAGUCCAGGCUAGCCUCCAACUCCCUUUGCAGUGGACGCUGGCCUUGAUCUCUGCCUCCUCUCGCCUCUAUCUCCAAGGUGCAACAACCACCAGGCUGGACGAACCACUUUAGCAGUUUGUAUUCUUUGCAGCCCUUCCUGCUAUCUGCUAUCCGCUAUCUUCAAGAAACCCAGGAGACAGGAAUGCUGCUGGGGCUCAGGCCCUGCCUUCUGAGGCCCGGCCCCCUACCGCUCGCAGGCUCCGGCCGCGGUCGCGGCGGGGAGGAGCCUGCAGGCCCGGGGCUGGUGGGGACGCGCUGGCGGGCCAUGGCGGACCUCACCCUAUGCGCGUUCCUCACCAAGGUGCUGUGUGCUCACGGCGGCCGCAUGUUUCUGCAGGACCUGCGUGGCCACGUGGAGCUGUCGGAGGCGAAGCUGCGGGCCGUGCUGAGGCGCGCGGGCCCAGAGCGCUUCCUGCUGCAGGAGGUGGAGCUGCGCGACGGCCCGUGGGACCCUGAGGCCGAGGUGGCGGCGGGCUCGGGCUCGGGCUCGGGCUCGGGCUCAGGCGGUGGCGCCACGGCCUGCAGGGUGAUGGCCGUGUCCUCCGCGCGCCUCUGCGCCCGCUACCAGCGCGGGGAGUGCCAGGCCUGCGACCAGCUGCACUUGUGUCGCCGCCACAUGCUGGGCAAGUGCCCCCACCGCGACUGCUGGUCUACCUGCUCUCUGUCCCAUGAUAUCCACACACCUGUCAACGUCCAAGUCUUGAAAAACCAGGGCCUUUUUGGCCUCAAUGAAGCCCAGCUUCGAAUCUUGCUUUUGCAGAACGACCCCUGCCUUUUCCCAGAGGUCUGUUUACUGUACAACAAAGGUGGUGAUGUCCUUUAUGGCUACUGCAACCUCAAGGAUAAGUGCAACAAGUUUCACGUAUGCAGAUCCUUUGUGCGGGGUGAAUGCACUUUUCAGACCUGCAAACGCUCCCACCAGCUCAUUCACGCUGCCACCCUGAAGUUGCUAGAGGACCAAGAACUUAGUGUUUCAAGUGUGGUGAAUUUCCAGAUAAUCUCUACCUACAGACACAAGAAGUUGCACAAGAUGCUUGAAGAGAAAGACAACUCGACUUCUACUGAGCAAUCACAAGGCCUUGGGAAACAAGGAACCCCCGGGGCUGGGGCUGUGGAGGCCAGGCCUUUCUUCCCUGCCCGUGCUCAAUCGCCCUGGAAGCCCCAGUAAACCUUAACGAGGAAGCAAGAAGCAGCUUGUGCAUCUUGGAGGAUCAGAAGGAAGACUUCUGCUGAGAUGGAGUUUUUAGCUGGUCUUUCUUUCCCUCACUUAGUAUCAUUGGCAACUCGGAUACCUACCUCACAGAUGAUUGGCAGAAACGAAAAUAUACUUGCGACUGACGUUGGACCUGGAGUUGGCAAAGAGAGGGUAAAAUUCUGAGCACGCAGUCCAGGGUGAAUCCUGAAGCUGUAGCCUCUCUCUGCAGCUCCUGAACGCCUUCGAACCUCUGGAUGGAGGACAGGUUUCUGCUGCCUUCUGGGUCCAGCUGGUGUUUUCUAGACUCCAUUUAUACAGCUUACAUUACAGACAUCACAGUUUGUGUGCUCUGUCAUUAUUUGUUACUUGGGUUUAUACAUAAUCCCUUUUUGCACAGAAUUAUUAAUAUAGUUUAGUCACGUUUCUUAUUCUGGAAUAUUUCAUACUCUGACAAUGUUUGACUAUCUCAUUUUGUGUCUGUGCAGUAUUGGGUUUAAAAGCCAGUUUGUACUUUUGCCUGGCUUGUAGGUGCUAAACAAUACUGUCUUCUGAUACACAUUUCUUUAACCAUCUGUGUAGAUAACCUCUGUCCUUGCUUGCUAUUGGGUCUUGCUUGAUUUUGUGAAUUUCCUGUGUUGCAUUUUGUGGCUCAUGCCCUCUGUGCUGUUGUCAAUACCGUGUUUGUAAUAUUCAAGUUUCUGGGUCCAUCCUCAACCAGUAUCCCAGCUAAUAGUCUUUGGGCUCUGCCCAGAGGUUUCUACCUCACCCCACCCCUCUCAUCUUCUGUCGAGCCUAUCAGAGCUCAGCUGCUCUAUCUAGAGGGAUGUGUAAUUCGUUCCUUCCAGUUGUAUCUCCCCCGAAUGGAUGGAGACAGGCCAUCAGGAAUCUAUAUAUAUCUUACCCGUUUCAUGGUCUCGCCCUACUUCUCCCUCCCUCAGCCCCUCCGUCUCCACUCAUCCUGAUGUUUUCAGUGUGUGCUUUGGAGACAUUUGUUGUGGUCAUGUUCCCCAGUGUCACUUUGUAAAAAAGAUUUGUGUCUCUUACCAUAACAUGACAUUUGAGAAGUAGUAGCAAUUCAGUAAGUUUUCAUAAAGCCGAACUUCCCUUAUUUGGAGAAACUUUUAUCAUGAUGCCUAGGGAUCGAAAGAGAAGAGGGAUGUAAAAGUGUCCUUUCCAAAUGAAAAACCAGUUUCCUGGACAGUAAGCUUGCUGACUUACUGUUUUUCACUUCGGUGGUCGGUGACAGUAUUUCUGAAAUUGUGUUUUACAUUCUUUUCUUCCUUUUUAAAUUUCUAGCUGUGAUCUCUCUCUCUCUCUCUCUCUCUCUCUGUGUGUGUGUGUGUGUGUGUGUGUGUGUGUGUGUGUGUGUGUGUGAUCAAACCUAGGACCUUGCCCAUGUGAAGCAAAGUCCUCUACAACAAGGUACAUUUAAGUCCUGGACUUUAAAAUAAAUUUUUAGGCCAGUCACUGUGGUGUAGGCCUUUAAUCCCAGCACCACAGAGGCAGAGGCAAGCAGAUCUCAGUGUGUUCAUGGCUGCCUAAUCUACGUAGUAAGUUCCAGGCUAGUCAGAGCUGCAUAGUGAGACCCUGCCUCAAAAGAAAUGGCAUUUAAUUAUUAUUACGAUUUAUAUGCUGUCAUUUUCCUUUAUAUAUGAUGUUACUGGUCUGUAAUCAUUGUUGCAACAUUUUAUUAAAGUCUGUAAUAUUUCAUUUUAAAUUUUAGUUCUUUUGGAAUUUAGUCUACAAAAUUAUCUUUCUGUAUCUUUGAUACUGGGAAUAGGCCUACGGCUCAUGUGUGCCAGACAAGUGUUCUACCUCUGAAAUGUAUCCUCAGCACUAAAAUUAUGUUCUGUAACUGUUAUUGGACUGAGUCUGGAUGCUCAUUCCAUGAUGGGCAGAUAAAGAGAUGUACUGAGGGAAAAAGGUGAUUUUAUUCACAAAUCUUCUUAGAAAGGAAGGAUGGGGGUGUUACAGAGCUUGAUCAUUGGGGAGCUAACUUGGAGUCAGUUUAUACCAGUGGGUGAUGGCCGACGUUGGGUGUUCUCCCACCGUGCAUGGGACAGAUAACACACAGCUCCUCGCCUUGUCUUGAAGUGUUUUCACUUCUUCAUGUCUUAGAAUGGAUUAGUGUUCCUUGGGCUUUAUUUACUUUUUUUUUUUCUUUUUUUUCAGAGCUGGGGACCGAACCCAGGGCCUUGCACUUGCUAGGCAAGUGCUCUACCACUGAGCUAAAUCCCUAACCCCGGGCUUUACUUUUCAAAUUAGUUCCACAGCACACAGUGAACUGAUUCCCAGUGCCUGACGAGUGAACUCGGCUCCGUGAUCACCGCCCUUCCUUUGCUCUUAACUUCACUGAUAGCAAUUCCUCAGUUAUCCUGUUAGAGCUAGAGAGGUUUGCGUGGUAAAGUGGCAAGUUUCGAGGCUCCGGGUGAGCUAUCGGUUUCCUCCAGCCCUCCCCCCACCUCAUUCAUUUGUCUUAAGACAACAAGUUAUUGAUUGUCCCUAUUAGCUUUUUCUUAUUCCAUGGCAAAUCAGUUACCAAGUGUUGGAAGUACUUCCCCUCCUCAGAAAUCUCUUUAACAGUCAGUUUUCUUUGCCUCUCUCCACCUUCAGACACUGCCUUGGUGCACACCCACCACCUCCCACUGCCUUGGUGCGCGCACACACACACACACACACACACACACACACACACACACCUACCUCACAGCCUUUGUGUGCUCCUCUCAUGUAUUUCAUAGGCACAUUACUCAGUGAUGUCCAGGUUAGUUGUUGGGCUUUCUGGUUUUGUUUUUUCUUAUGAGGUGCUGGGUAGGCUCUUGCACCACUGCCAUCAUGGUAGCCACAUUUAAAUCACUGCUAUCGUUUGCCUUUGGAGAUUUCAUUUAUUCUCUCUUUAUUUAUUUGUUGACACGGUCUCAUGCAGCCCAGGCUAGUCUCAAACUCACUGGGUAGCUCAGGCUGGCCUUGAACUCCUUAUCCCCUUGACUCUAUGUCCCAAGUGGUGGGGGUGUAAGUGAAUGCUACCACUUCUGCCUCUAAAGUGGCUUUCGUUUCCCUCCUUUUAAUCACGUCUUAGUUAUUUAGUAUACGCGUUUAGGCUUCCGAGUAUAGUGAUGCGUAUGUGGAGGUCAGAGGUCACCUCCCCGCUGUCGGUUCUCUCCUUCCAUUUAUGGGUCCCUGGGAUCAAAUCCAGGUUGUUAGGCAUGGUGGCCAGUGCCCUUCUGCACAGAGCCACCUCAUGGGACCUUGCUUGUUUUGAGCUCUGUAGAGGAGGUGGCUUUAGACUUGUAAUAAUCCUGCUCCUCAAGUGCGGGGUCACAGGUAUGGGCCCCCCCAGGCUCUCCCCUCUUCUCCCUGCCUCCGUUUCAGCUGCCUGGUCUUUGGAAGCAAAUUUAAAGAUGUUGCAGUUUUGUUUUUCCUGCUGGACUUUUCAUCGGCCUCCACCACGCAGGGCAAGAGUCAUCCAUUAGGAUCUACCGGGCAGAGGCAGGUAAAUGGGGGUAAGAAGGGCUGUGGCAAGCCGUCCUGACAGUGAGGGUACUCGGUUCUGGUUCCCAUGUGGGGAUGUGGACCCAGAUCUCCACAUUGUUCCGUUUCUCAGAAGAAGCCAGAAAUACAGAUUUUUGUGAGAAACUACUUUGGUGAUUAAGUAUUAACUUUUUGGGUUGAGUUUUAGAAAUACAAGGUUAGAGUCUGGUGUUGUGAAACUUGUGAGCCUGUAAUUCCAGCACUCGAGAGCAGGAGGCAGACGAAUCCAGAGUUGAAGGCCAGUCUUCAUAACACAGUGAGUUAGAGGCUGGCCCAGCUACGAGAAACAAUGUCUCACACAUCAAACACCAAAACGGGUGCCAGAAUUUCAACCAACUCGAGUUUUUCGGAAUACAUUUCAUCUUACUACUCAUGUUUGUUUGGUUAUUUUUGGCUUGGUUUUGAGGCAGGGUAUUCUAGGCUGGUCUUGAACUCAGUAUGUAGCCUACAUUUUGGAUCCUCCUGCCCCCACCUCCCGAGUGUUGACAUCACUGGCAUUUGCUGCCUGCCGUGCCCCACUUCCUCGGUGCUAGGGACUGAAGGCAGGACUUGAUCACGCUAAGCAAGCACUCUGCCAACCAAGGCACAUCCCCAGGCCUAGGCCUGGACUCUGUCUUUAAAUGGUGUUGCCUCUUCUGGAAGCAUAAUCACCACUUCCCUCUGUGUGCCUCAAAGCCUGACAGAAUUACAAUUGUCAAGACUCUCAAUGACCCUUACUGACCCCAGAGAGGUGGUUUGUAUGCCUCGGGCUUAUACCUCACAUCCCAAAACUUUGGUUUUGAGCAAACCCACUAUUUAUUCCUCGUGGCAAUUCUGAGAAUUAGACCAUUUCUUGUCAGAUACUGAAUUAGUUGAUUCAGAAUAUGCUGGUUUUCAUUGUUUGUUUGUUUGUUUUCUGUUUGGGGUUCUGUUUUGUUUUGCUUUUCAGACAGGGUUUCUCUGUGUAAUAGAGCCCUGGCUCUCUUGGACUCACCAGGCUGGCCUUGAACUCACAGAGAUCUGCCUGUCUCUGAGUGCUGAGAUUAAAGGCAUGUGCCGGGGCUGGGGAUUUAGCUCAGCGGUAGAGCGCUUGCCUAGGAAGCGCAAGGCCCUGGGUUCGGCCCCCAGCUCCGAAAAAAAGAACCAAAAAAAAAAACAAAAAAAAAAAAACAAAAAAAAAAACAAAAGGCAUGUGCCACCACGUCUGGCUCUUAUCUUGGUUUUGUUUUUAUUUCAAAAAAAAAAAAAAAUCAGUCUCUCACAGGAGCCCUGGCUGACCUGGAACUCAUUACGUAGACCAGGUAGGCUGGAAAGAUCUGCUGGGACUAAAGAUGUUCACCACCACACUCAGCUCAGGUCCUUUAUUUAAAAAAAAAAAAUGCUUACACUUUUUUUUCCUAAUGAGGGUGAUAUGUGACACAAACAACUGAAUCACUGAAGUCUGCAGUCAGCUUCCGUCCAUGAAGUGGGUUGCCCGUCAAGGACAAGGAUCUGUCUGUCCAACAUCAGGGUUGAUGUUCCUCACUCUGUUUUUUAUACAUUUAUUAUGAUAAUUCUUUCAUGAUUAUUUUGUGUUUGUGUUACUACUCAUUAUGGGGAUCUUUCUUUUUUUUUUUUUUUUGGUUCUUUUUUCCGGAGCUGGGGACCGAACCCAGGGCCUUGUGCUUCCUAGGCAAGCGCUCUACCACUGAGCUAAAUCCCCAACCCCUAUGGGGAUCUUUCUGAAGCACUGCUAACUUUUAAGGUCCUUGCCUUUGGGUGAAUUGUUAGUUGUAAUAGUUGUGGAUGGCCUGUUUUUCUGAGUAGCGAUUUGUUAAUGUAGUUCUAUCAUUUUAUGUUAAAUACCAAUAAAAAUAUUGUUGGCAUUUCUUCAUUAAAUAUAGAAUUAGUUGUUAGCUUUGAGUGACUGUUCUUUAUUAGAAUCAGAGAAAUACUCUAUUAUUAUUUGUUGGAAGCUGAAGACUUGAUAAAAUGACUCAAUUUCUUAAUGUAAUAAUAUCUUAUUGCAUGAUUGAUUUCAUUCAAUGUUUUUAUAUUAAGACAUCCUUAAAUUUAUAAUAAAUCAGCUCAGCCUGA